AAGAAAAUGGCCCGGACCAAGAGGACAGCUUGUAAAUCCACGGGUAGGAAAGCGCCCCACAAACAGCUGGUCAUCGAAGCGGCCGGGAAAAGCGACCCCUCUACCAGCGGGAUGACGAGACCUCAUCGCUACAGGCCCGGGACCGUUGCCCUCCGAGAAAUCCGUCCUUACCAGAAAUCCACCCAUUUUCUGAUUCGGAAGCUGCCUUUCCAGAGGUUGGUGAGGGAGAUCGCCCAGGAUUUCAAAACCGACUUGAAGUUCCAGAGUGCCGCCAUCCGCACGCUGCAGGAGGCUAGCGAAGCGUACCUGGUUGUAUUCCUUGAGUCCAAGCAGCAUAGUAAUCUGGCAAGAAUGUACUCCCAGAGUAAGAGCUUUCCAUGGCUUGAAGGGAAAAGGAGACAGCUACAACCCAUGUAA
Messenger RNA from Dama dama (fallow deer), 417 nucleotides. RefSeq names its product histone H3.3C-like. The transcript has 2 exons. Gene Ontology annotation, cellular component: nucleosome. Gene Ontology annotation, molecular function: DNA binding; structural constituent of chromatin; protein heterodimerization activity. NCBI's taxonomy places the organism in Eukaryota, Metazoa, Chordata, Mammalia, Artiodactyla, Cervidae. The record is from RefSeq and is a predicted model, not a curated record. Bases 7 to 417 code for a protein of 136 amino acids.